Salpingoeca rosetta is the source of this 3181-nucleotide messenger RNA. RefSeq names its product MTHFD1L protein. The record is from RefSeq and is a predicted model, not a curated record. Gene Ontology annotation, molecular function: methenyltetrahydrofolate cyclohydrolase activity; formate-tetrahydrofolate ligase activity; methylenetetrahydrofolate dehydrogenase (NADP+) activity. Gene Ontology annotation, biological process: tetrahydrofolate interconversion. The coding region runs from base 96 to 2879 and encodes 927 amino acids. The transcript is spliced from 25 exons. Lineage: Eukaryota; Choanoflagellata; Craspedida; Salpingoecidae. Gene Ontology annotation, cellular component: cytosol.
UUUUACACCAAGCGAAGAACAAGGAAGAGCAACACACGCCAAGAAGUUGUUGCGUGAGGACCACAACUAUCAUCACCACACCACCACCACCCGAUAUGCCUGCAGAGAUUAUCGACGGCAAGGCCAUCGCAAAGGAGCUGAGGGAGAGCCUCAAGCAGCAAGUGCAAGAGCUUCAGAAAGAGUUCCCCGGCUUCCAGCCACAGCUGGCCAUCGUCCAGGUUGGCGGACGUGCUGACUCUGACGUCUACAUUCGCAUGAAAGUCAAGGCCGGAACAGAGGCUGGCCUUCGCAUUACCCACAAGCAACUCCCACGCAGCACCACCGAGUCUCAGCUGUUGGAGGUGAUUCGCUCCUUCAACGCGCAGAGCGACGUCCACGGCAUCAUUGUGCAGCUUCCGCUGGACACGGACCAGGAGAUUGACGAGGUCACCAUCACCAACGCAGUCGACCCAGAGAAGGACGUCGACGGGUUCACCCGCUUCAACACCGGCGCUCUUGCCAAGAAGGGCGAGCUCCCACGCCUCUACGCCUGCACCCCCAAGGGUUGCAUGCACCUCAUCGAGUCCACAGGCAUUGAAAUCUCUGGAAAGAAGGCUGUGGUGAUUGGACGCAGCGAUAUUGUUGGCCGCCCCAUUUCCCAACUGCUUCUGCGCAAGUCUGCCACCGUCGUCAUCUGCCAUAGCAGAUCCCAAAACAUCGAGGACGAAGUUCGCUCCGCUGAUAUUGUCGUUGCCGCCGUUGGAAAGCCAGGCCUCGUUCAGGGUGCAUGGAUCAAGCCCGGUGCGGUUGUGAUCGACUGCGGCAUCAACCCAAUUCCCGACAGCACAAAGAAAUCCGGCCGUCGUCUCGUCGGUGACGUCGAAUUCGACGCUGCAAAGGAGGUUGCUGGCUUCAUCACGCCCGUGCCCGGUGGUGUUGGCCCGAUGACUGUUGCAAAGCUGCUUGAGAACACCGUCAUUGCCGCGCGCUAUGCGGUGACGCCGCGCCCGUGGUCCCUGCGUCUCCUCACCCCAACCAUCCAGCGCCCUGUGCCGAGCGACAUUGAGAUUGCGCGCCGCCAGCCGCCAAAGCUCAUCUCCCUCCUCGCCUCUGAGAUCGGCAUCCUCCCCACCGAGCUUGACCUGUACGGGCAGUUCAAGGCGAAGGUGCGCAUGUCGGUGCUGGACCGCCUGCGCCACCGCCAGGACGGCCGCUACAUCGUCGUCACGGGCAUCACCCCAACCCCGCUCGGGGAGGGCAAGUCUACCACGACGGUGGGCGUUGCGCAGGCGCUGGCUGCCCAUCUCGGCCGCAACACAUUCGCGUGUCUGCGCCAGCCAUCGCAGGGCCCCACGUUUGGCAUCAAGGGUGGUGCUGCUGGCGGCGGCUACAGCCAGGUGAUUCCCAUGGAGGAGUUCAACCUGCACCUGACCGGUGACAUCCAUGCCAUCACUGCCGCCAACAAUCUCCUCGCCGCAGCCAUCGACGCCCGCAUGUUCCACGAGUCCACCCAGUCCGACGAGGCCCUGUACCGCCGACUUGUCAAGGACAACAAGUUCAGCGACAUCCAGCUCAAGCGCCUCCAGAAACUCGGCAUCAGCGCAACUGACCCUGAGGCGCUGACGCCCGAGGAGCGCACCCGCUUUGUCCGCCUCAACAUCGACCCAGACACCAUCACCUGGCAGCGCGUGAUGGACACCAACGACCGUUUCCUGCGCAAAAUCACCAUCGGCCAAUCGCCAACGGAGAAGGGCCGCACACGCGAGACCCAGUUUGACAUUGCCGUGGCCUCUGAGCUGAUGGCCAUCCUCGCACUCUCCACCAGUCUUGCUGACAUGCGCGCACGCAUGGACAAGAUUGUCGUCGCCGCAGACACGGAAGGCAACCCCGUGUCUGCUGCUGAUCUCGGUGUCUCUGGCGCGCUCGCCGUUCUCAUGAAGGACACCAUCAUGCCCACGCUCAUGCAGACCCUCGAGGGCACUCCCGUGUUUGUGCACGCUGGCCCGUUUGCCAACAUUGCUCACGGCAACUCUUCAAUCAUCGCUGACAAGAUUGCGCUGAAGCUUGUUGGUCCCGAGGGCGUCGUGGUGACGGAGGCCGGCUUUGGCGCCGACAUUGGCAUGGAGAAGUUCUUCAACAUCAAGUGCCGCGAGAGCGGCCUCGUGCCCAAUGCCGUGUGUCUCGUCUGCACUGUGCGUGCGCUCAAGAUGCACGGUGGCGGGCCAAAGGUUGUCCCAGGCACCCCGCUCGCACAGGAGUACAAGGAGGAGAACCUGGAGCUGCUGUCCAAGGGCAUCUGCAAUGUGGAGCAGCACAUCGCCAAUGCCAAGAAGUUUGGCGUGCCCGUUGUCGUCGCCAUCAAUGCCUUCGCGACGGAUACGGAGGCAGAGCUCAACCUCCUGCGCGAGCGCUGCGUUGCUGCUGGUGCUCUGGAUGCCGUGGUGAGCAGCCACUGGGCAGACGGCGGCAAGGGCUCUGUCGACCUUGCGCGUGCGCUCAUCAAGGCCACGGAUGAGCCCUCAAACUUCAAGUUCCUGUACGACACGGAGCUGUCGAUUGAGGAGAAGAUUGAGACCAUCUGCCGCGAAAUGUAUCGCGCAGACGGCAUUGAGAUUCUUCCUGAAGCCGCGGAGAAGAUUGCGCGCUACAAGGCGCAGGGCUACGGCAACCUGCCCAUCUGCAUGGCCAAGACGCACCUCUCCUUCUCGCACGAUGCCACGCUCAAGGGCGCUCCUUCGGGCUUCACCGUCCCCAUCCGUGACAUCCGUGCAAGCGUUGGCGCAGGCUUCCUGUACCCGCUCUGCGGAACGAUGUCGACAAUGCCUGGACUCCCGACGCGCCCGUGCUUCUAUGAUGUUGACAUUGACCCAGAGACAGGCGUCAUCUCAGGCCUCUUCUAACCGCAACGCCGGCCCCGCUCAUGUGUCAAUGCACCCGUUCUUCCACGCGCGCGCAUUUGCAAUGGCGUCAUGUGUAUGCGAAUGAACGCAUGGAUGCAUGGGAUGAAUGCGUGCUGGCUGAGGAAUGGUGUUAGUUUUCCCAUGCAAGUGCCGUCCGUGUUUACGUUUUGUGUUUUUGUGUGUUUGGGGCCGUGCAUGCUGACCAGGCUUCAAGCGAGCAAGCUCAAUAGUCGUUGGUGUCGUUCCUUAGGAUGCCAUGGCAUGCAGUGUGGUUUACAAUUAACACCAGACGGAAUACCAUG